CGUCAUAGGCUUGGGGCUGCAUCGCCUUCGAAACGCCCACGACCGAAGGAUCAUUGGACCGACGUCGAUGGACAAUCCUUUUUACAGCUACGUUAGUAAUUUAAUUGAGAUGGGUCACUAAAUUAUCGUCCUUCGAGAAUUUCACAGCGCCGCAAACGGAUGAUGGAAAUCGUCGCCGUCAUGCCACCCUGGAUAUGAGAGGUCUCGAAAAGUAUGGCGAAUGACAAGAGAAGGAGAACGAUUCCAACGAUCAGCGGGGCUGACCCGGCGUAGAUUGGGCGCCUGCUGAGAGCUCGGUCCGGUCAAGAAUGAGAGGAAUCAUUCCAAUUACUGUAGUCAAAGAUACUGUCCGACGGUUUGGCUGACGAUUGACCUCGUCUGCGAGUUACUUGCGUAUUGCGUUAAACGAAUCCUCCACAAAUCAGUCGAGCAUGGAUUAUCUGGUGCCUUCCACCCUUCAAUCAAGUGCAAGGAGGUGUUGAAAUGGUGUGCCCGCCAACUGUAGGUGCCUAGGAUUUCCGGACGUGGCAGGUUUGGUAGUCUGUUGUCGGAGUCGACGUGACCAAGCCUUUUUAAAAUACAGUUCUUUGUCACGGCGUCAGUGAUCUGAUCCACAAGGUUGUGAGGAAGAUGACAUCCAGCUUCCACAGUGUGGUGAUAUGGUCAAAGUCAUAGUUUCAAUUUCGAGCACGAGUUCUGUGUUGCACCUCUAGUCGGACCGAGAAACGGAGCACUGGGGGAUGUCACCAGUGGAAUAACCAAAAGGAGGGCAGGCGGGCGCCAGGCACGCACUGUUUGUGAGUAAGUGAGUGCACUUGUGGUCGAAAGCAUCUCGAUUCGGUUGUGCUUGCUGCUGCUGCUGCUCCUCCUACUAUCACUACUACUAGUAUCACCACUAAUUAUACUUCUACUUCUGAAUCCUCGCACAGCGCCGAUUUGUUCGGAACCCAGUGGACUGUGGGACAUGCAGUGUUGCGCCCGGACAGGAGCGGGAGGUUAAAAAUUACCCAUGGCUGCAGUCGAGACUGCCGAGAGCAGCAAUGUGCAACGGACUUCGCGAUACUAUCGGAAGGAGCGGAUAGAGGCUAUGCGCGCAGUGCUCGCGCAGACCAAGUUGAAUAAGCCGAAGCCAGGAUUGCCAACGCAUCAGCACGAGAGGGGAAUUGGUCCAGCGACGGUGCUUGCCAUCGGCACCGCCCAUCCUCCCACAGCUUUCGAGCAGGAAACCUAUCCGGAUUUUUACUUCGAUGUCACGGGAUGCUCCGAGAACGUGGCCCUCAAAUCCAGAUUUCGUCGCAUAUGCGAUAGGUCGGGAAUCAACCGUAGGUACUUUCAUAUGACUCAAAAAGUGCUCGAAGAAAAUCCUUCCAUCUGCUCAUACAUGGACGGAUCCUUGGACGCUCGGCAGGAAAUCGCAAUUCGGGAGGUCCCUAGGUUGGCAGAGAAGGCAGCAAUCAAGGUCCUUCAAGAGUGGGGACAGUCACGAUCAUCUAUAACUCAUGUUGUCUUUGCGACAACUAGCGGGAUCAACAUGCCGGGUGCAGAUCUUACUCUGAGCAGAAUGCUGGGGCUGAAGCCUAGCGUAAACCGCGUGAUGCUCUACCAGCAAGGCUCUCUGGGUGGAUCGACAGCUCUGAGGGUCGCUAAGGAUUUGGCCGAGAACAACAAAGGUGCCAGAGUCCUGACUGUAGUGUCGGAAAUCACUUGCUUCACGUUUCGUGCUCCGAGUGAGGAGCAUAUGGACAACUUGGUUGGCGCGGCAAUCUGCAGUGACGGAGCAUCAGCCUUGAUCAUAGGAUCCGAUCCAAAACCUGGGAUAGAGUCGCCGUUGUACGAGAUACAUUGGUGCGGGCAAACCAUACUUCCAGGAAGCGACGGUGCUAUUGAAGGUAGGCUGAGUCAGGCCGGGCUUAUCUAUCACUUGAUGAAGGACGUACCGGGGCUCAUGUCCAGAAACAGUCAACCUAUUCUCUCUGAAGCCAUUGAGGUGGCGGAUUUUCCUGAAUGGAAUGACGUAUUCUGGUGCGUCCAUCCGGGAGGUCGUGCUUUGCUAGACGAAAUAGAGACGGCACUACAACUGCAUCCUGAUAAACUUCAGGCCACCAGAGAAGUGCUCAGGGAUUAUGGUAAUAUGUCUGGCGCGAGUGUGUUGUUCAUCCUUGAACAAUUGAGAAAACGGUCCGUCGAUAUGGAGCUGGCCACUACUGGAGAGGGUUCUGAGUGGGGAAUUGUGCUUGGAAUUGGCCCAGGGCUCACCGUAGAGGUUGCAGUGCUGCGAAGCUGCCCGACUUUCUAAGAGCUUUUGAGGCGUAUGCUCUCCUCAUGACUAGAGUCGCAAACUGGUCAUUGUAAAGAAAUAGUUCAUACUGCGUAAUUGAGGUUCGAUCAGCAGACAAAUCCAGUAUAAGAAUGAAGAGAGUACUCGUAUGGGUUUCUGAUGGUAGAACGUUUUGACCACGAAUGUAGCAGGAUGCUCUCAGGCACCCUGAGAAGAUUAGCCUGGAGGGAGAUCCAGUUGAGGCAGUAGGUUAGCCAGAUGUGAUGGGUUUCUUGAAGACGAGUGUGUUGUCACAUGUACAGCUCUAGUAAGGUAGGUAUCGUCCAUGUUUAACAGACAGCUUCGACGAUCAACGACGGUGGAAACUUGCAAGAUCAGUAUCCUCUUCUUAGGAUUACUUGGGUUUGAACCUGUCUUGUGGAAACUCGGAGGCUACUCCGAGAAUUUUCUCGUGUAACAUAUGAGGUUUAGCUAUAGGUAUAUUGAGCAGUUGAUAGUGUAAGAGGAGUUCAGCGUAGAAGAAGAUUUUCGUUGUAGGUUUCUUCGCUCGGUCUACACCGUCAAAGAAUAAGCUUUUUUGUAGAGUAAAUCCCUGUAAAAGUGAAGCUUGUAGAAGCUGCGAACCUGCAGAUUGUAAAUUGAACGUUUUGUCCGCUUGGUAUGGUUGUAAGUGACAGCAUAGUGAGUAGCGGAAUAUGGGUGGGACCUGUUGUGGUCCUCGAUACCCGGAUGUGAUGUACGCAGUCAUGAACUCUCACAAAAUUUCCUUCGCUUGGCGCAUCCGUCCCGUGCCUUCACAAGCUGUCUGAAGUAAGAUGGCUAUUUAUAAUACAUCCUCAGGGAUCGAUUGUCCG
Messenger RNA from Marchantia polymorpha subsp. ruderalis, 3132 nucleotides. NCBI's taxonomy places the organism in Eukaryota, Viridiplantae, Streptophyta, Marchantiopsida, Marchantiales, Marchantiaceae. The record is from the annotation of a GenBank genome assembly.